Diaporthe amygdali is the source of this 1458-nucleotide messenger RNA. RefSeq lists its product as uncharacterized. Gene Ontology annotation, molecular function: FAD binding. The transcript has 6 exons. Lineage: Eukaryota; Fungi; Ascomycota; Sordariomycetes; Diaporthales; Diaporthaceae. The coding region runs from base 1 to 1458 and encodes 485 amino acids. The record is from RefSeq and is a predicted model, not a curated record. Gene Ontology annotation, biological process: secondary metabolite biosynthetic process.
AUGACCCAGCCUCACAACAGGAUUCGUGUCGCAAUCGCAGGCGGUGGCAUAGCAGGUGCCACGCUCUUCUACGCCCUCCGCCAACACCGCCACCUGGACGUGCACAUCUUCGAAGCCGCGCCCAAUUUCAGGGAGGCCGGGGCCAGCGUUGGCAUUCACUACAAUGCUUUCGAAGCGCUCGCGCUCAUCUCCCCCGAUGCCGUCGCCUGUCUCGAGGCCGCAGGCGCCUUCAAACUGGACGGAUUCACCGCGUCCAUGGCAGUCGGAGACGACCAGGGUCGCACCAUCGCGAUGGUUGGUGAAGAGGGGGGGAGAUGCGUUGAGCACGUCGUAAGGAGUGUUUCCCGAGCGGCAUUGCUGAGAGUCCUCCUGGCAGAUGCUCCCCCACAGCAAAUGCAUACGUCCAAACAGCUUGAAGGUUUUGAGACUAGGCCCGACGACUCUUUGGAACUACACUUCGCCGACAAGACAACCCAUGAAUGUGACAUCCUCGUCGGUGCGGACGGGAUACGCAGCACCGUUCGCAAAUUGAUAUUGGGGGCUGACAAUCCAUGUGCCCAUCCAAAGAACACGGGCUGGUGGAACCUUUUCAGCAUCAAACCCUUCAGCGAGGCUCAACAGCUGCUCGACAUCAACGAUACUUGGCAGCGCGGGUGGGUCGGCGAUGGCGUGGCCUCCAUGUAUUCGAUUUUCGACCGAGGUCAGGCGGUAGUCAUGCUGCUUGCUUGUCUCGAUCAAAACCGUGGCGAAGCUCAUACUCGUCCUGUGUCUGCCGAUGAAAUAAGGCAAAUCUGCCACGACUGGCCGCCAUGUUUGUUGAAAGCGAUCGAAACGUUCUUCUGUGAGAAAUCUGAACAGACCGCGUUGUACCUCUGGGAACAUGCGAUCCCGGCUCCUUCGUACUGUGCCGGGCCUGUCUGUUUGCUAGGUGAUGCUGCUCAUGCCACUACACCAUGGUUGGGGUCUGGCGGCGGCAUGUCCAUCGAAGACGCGCUCAUCCUUUCCACGUUGCUUGGCCAGACAAAAACAUCUCACGAAGCUCUAGACGCCCUCAGAGUCUAUGAUAGCACCCGCCGGCCGCGAACUCAGCGUGUUGUAAAGGCGAGCCAUGAUCAGGGGGUUAUGUGGUCCGGCCGAGGCAGCGAAACUGGUCUAAAUGCGGCUAAACUCGAGAGAGACUUCUCUCGGGGAUGGGACUUCAUUCACUUUUUCGAUGUCGAGGCCCACCGCAACGAGGCUUUGCAAAUGUUCUCAGUGGCGUCAUUCCAAGAUGUCCAGUACUUGCUCGCCAAGUACUCUCCCCAAGCCUUUGAUGAUAUAAUGAUCGUGUCAUAUCUUGGAGAAGAGCAGGUCGAGACAGAAGAGGAUAUUGGCGAGGAAGUUGUCAUUAUCAUCAACGACAUGCGAGACAGAGGGGUCGCGGGUAUCGAGGGUUGCCAUAGUAGUACGGCACCCUAA